Harpegnathos saltator (Jerdon's jumping ant) is the source of this 3754-nucleotide messenger RNA. RefSeq names its product integrin alpha-PS3. The transcript has 20 exons. Gene Ontology annotation, biological process: cell-cell adhesion; integrin-mediated signaling pathway; cell-matrix adhesion. Gene Ontology annotation, molecular function: integrin binding. Gene Ontology annotation, cellular component: integrin complex; external side of plasma membrane. The coding region runs from base 345 to 3623 and encodes 1092 amino acids. NCBI's taxonomy places the organism in Eukaryota, Metazoa, Arthropoda, Insecta, Hymenoptera, Formicidae. The record is from RefSeq and is a predicted model, not a curated record.
UUCGACCUCAAGAUAAUUAAAUUCGUUCGUAUAAAAAAGAAAAUGCAUCUAUAUUAAAAUAACGAAUGUCGUAAUGAGGUUUGCGGUGAUUGUGUUAUCAUCAUCCUUCCUGUUCGCCGAUGACACAGUCAUGCCGUUUCAUUAGAACCGGUCAGUGACAAAUCAUCGUCUAUUGCUCGCGAAGUACGCUAUCUGGUCGCAUAUAUGUCACAGAGAGAUCGCCCUGCGUUUUGCACACUUGUUCUGUACAGUUUUACACAUCCUCGUGUGUUUUUAAUUAAUAUUUGUGAGAGGAAGGCCCGAUCGGGAUCAACGCAGUGCGUCGCCUCGCCGUCGAUUCGCCGAUGAUGUACCACAUGUGUAACACCGGGACCGUUCGUUUUCGUAGCACCGAUGAAGAGCCGUGGAUUCGACGUUUCGUCGCACUCCUGAUGAAUUUCGUAUUAAUCUGUGAUCUCGCAGCGGUGUCCGCGUAUAAUAUCGACACGAAUUAUCCGAUACUCUAUCCGGACAAUGCAACUAACAGGCACCAAUAUGCCACCACGGAAUUCGCGCGCGGUUACUUCGGCUAUACAGUGCUGCUGUACCGUGACUCAGAGCAGAAUUCUACAUGGUUGUUCGUAGGCGCACCUCGUGGAAAUUACACUGAGCCGACACGGCUCAGCCGCCGAUCGGCGAGUAUAAGCGAGCCCGGCGUGGUUUAUCGGUGCAUCUUGCCGGGUCCAUGCGUGGAAAUCAGGCCGGCAAUUGUCGAAAACGAAUAUAUCAAUGUUAUAGAUGAGUUAAAAGGACGUAUAAUGAAGGAGCACUCCUGGUUCGGCAGCGCGAUAUCGAUUGACAGGAACAGCGGUUUCUUGACGAUAUGCGCACCUCGAGCGAUUAUGAGUAUUACCUUGUAUAACGGCGAUCAGGUGUAUACUAUGCACGGUAUGUGCUACAAUAACCAGCUGUUCUGGAAAUCAACGGUGAACACGGACAAAUCUUAUAUCAAUAAUUAUGAUUUCACCGACAAAUAUUGGUACGAUCCAGUGCACGGUUUCUCCAUCACCUACGCGCCGUCGAAAAACAGGAACGCAAUCAGCCGUAUUAUUGGAGAGCCGAAUCACCAGAUUAGCGGUUCCGUCACUAUGGUUCAACUCGAGAGACCGACCUAUGCCGAAAUCUACAGACGAACCUCUCGUAUAUCGAUAUUCGACAAUGGGUCACGAUUUGGCUACUCGACAACUGCAGGGUAUUACUUCAGUCAGACUCGGUUACUUUACGCUUCUGGGGAUCCAACGUGGAACCAAGUAGGACAGGUUGCUGUGCUUGACCCGGGCAAAAGUGUGAGGAUGGUUGCGAAUCUCCGCGGUACCGACAUCGGCGAGUACUUUGGCGCGAGUUUGACCACCGGCGAUUUAAAUAAAGAUGGCUUGGACGAUCUCGUCGUCGGAGCGCCACAUUGGAAAAACGAUAACGGCAGGGUUUACAUAUACCUGGGUACACGUAAGGGAGAAUUUGACACAUCCUCGAUUUUAGAAGGCGCCAACGAGGACGCGCAAUUCGGCUACGCUGUAGCGUGCGGCGAUUUGGACGGAGAUGGCUUCAGUGAUAUCAUAGUGGGCGCACCCUGGGACGGGUCCGGGGCGAUUUACAUAUACAACGGCGAUAUAAGCUUGAAGGACAAGGUGAAGCCUGCAGCGUCGCAAAAAAUCACAAUGCAGUUGCCCACUUACAGUCUCCCGACGAAGCUGGACAUACGGACGUUCGGAUUCUCGAUAGCCGAGCCAGUUGACGUCGACGCUAACGGGUACGCGGACAUCGCGGUAGGUGCGUACAAAUCAGGACACGCUGUGAUAUUGCGAAGCAGACCGGUCGUGAGGACAACUCUGACCAUUCGUACCAUACCGGACACUUUACAAAGGAAUUUCAAUAAAUUCCUCGUUCAAGUGUGCGUUGAAUAUCGUGACUACGACAAAGCGAGGGCGCAGGCUUUCAAGAUCAUUCUUACCAUAGACGAGAGACAGAAGCGUACCAAAGAGACCUUAUUGGAGUUAUCGGCGAAUACCCUGGCUGAUAGGUGUUUAAACACGAGUGUUACACUUUCGAAAAAUAUUCAGGAUUUCAUCGAGCCGAUAACCAUUUACGCGCUGCACGAGUUUACGCACAAAGAUUUGCCGGGGCGCACGUUCUGUGACACCUGUCCUGUCGAACGCAAGAGUGACACGUCGAAAGGCGUGCAGGCUUUACUUUCCUUCGACAUCGGAUGCGGAGCGGACAGAGUUUGCAACUCCAACAUAUCCGCGAUUGUAAAAUUUUCAGGAGUCAGGAAUAAUAAUACUUGGGUGAUCGGAUCCAACGAUAUUACUCUAGAGGCGUCCUUAAUGAACCAAGCUGAGCCAUCGUAUCUCACGACGAUCGCGUUUACCCUUCCGCAGAACAUAGUAUUGCGUAGUAUCUUACCGUAUUGUCAGGAGGAUACGGUUGGAGACAAUUUGACGGUCAUCUGCAACGUCGGCAAUCCGCUUGGAAAGGAUGAGCUGAAAGUUGUGAAACUGGAUUUAGAUAUGAGACAUCUGACCGAUGGCUCGCAACACGGACGAGUUCUGGAGUUCAUCACGGAGAUACGGACCCGUAGCGUGAAUCAUGGUACACGUACGAUUAAAUCCUCGCUCACGUUGCAGAGUGAAGCAUUUUUGACGUUGAAUGGGAAAGCGAACGAGGAAAGUUAUUAUUUACCCGACUUGGACAAGGAGCAAUUAAACGUCAGUUUUCAGCACACGUAUCAGAUAUUGAAGUCCGGUGCGACGCCGAUAAGAGAAGCGCAACUUUUCGUGAACAUCCCGACGUCUGUGAACGGCUCAAAUUCUCUGGUAUUUCUACAUAAACCAAGGAUAUACAUAGCUGGAGGAUACCACGAUUGCUCAUCGUACGGGAUAGACAUGAUAGAUGCGCAACAAAAUGAACUUCAAAACGAAAUCUUGUCGGACGCUGCCAAUGUGAAUGCACCAAUUUUCAAUAGCGGGAUGCCGCAAAAUGUACCGCACGAAUUGCGUAAGCGUAGGGACAUAAGAAGCCACACGAUUGUAGCGGCUCAUAUCGUAAAAGCACUUUAUACCGCGAAGACGGUAAAGUCUGAAAAUUCAACCGGCAACCUAACACGACAGGAGGUCGUGCAUCUCAACUGCUCGACGCCCAGCGUGAACUGUUCAGUAGUGCAGUGCGAUUUGAGCGCAUUGAAGACGCAACAGGACAUCGGCAAGUUAGUGAUGAGACUGAUUCUCAACGUUACGAAGCUCAAAGAUACUAUUGGACUGUCGGAUGAAACAAAGAUCGUAAAAUUCAGUACUGAAGCUCAUGUUGAAAUUGUGCAACCGGCUAAUAGAAUCGCCAGCGUCGAAGAUACCAGGUACGCUAUGAAUCUCACGACAGAAUUUCACAGCACCGCAAAGACACAAGAGCUACAGCUGUCGGUUGUGCUUGUGUCAGUCACGUUAGGUCUCAUAGUGUUGUGUAUUAUCGUUAUCUUUUUAUACACGUCAGGCUUCUUCAGAAGGAAGAUGAAAGAAGAAUUGACUGCUUUAAAAGAGAAUGAGAUGACGGAAGAUGUGAACAAAGGGGAAAACACAGGUACGCCGGAAUAGAGAAUACUUUGUACAUCUAUUCCAUUAUUGUUGUGAUACAUAUCCUAUAAGAUAUACAAAUAACAAAUCUGAAUUACAAAAAUUGCCUUUUUUUUUAUUAAUGUGACAAGCACAAUAUGUCUCAUCCAUAU